Ilex paraguariensis (yerba mate) is the source of this 568-nucleotide messenger RNA. Lineage: Eukaryota; Viridiplantae; Streptophyta; Magnoliopsida; Aquifoliales; Aquifoliaceae. The record is from the annotation of a GenBank genome assembly.
UUUUUUCCUCGCAAAAACAAACCAACCUCUGAUACCUUAUUUCUUAAGAUUCCCACAAUGGCGGCGACCUACGGUGGUUUUACAACCCAAAACUCUUCCCAGAGAGCUGUAGCCAUGGUGCUAGCCCUGGUUUCUGCAGUAGUGCUUUCUCCAUUGUACGCGAACCGGAAAAAUGAUUACCGUCACGAUGCAAGUUGGAGCUCUGGCUUUGUUCUACCUAUGGUUCUUGCGGGGUUAAUAGUUGCCAUCAAAACCACUUCAUCAAUGCCAAUGCAGAGAGGGAGCAGCAGAGCUACAUUGUUUCCAUCUGCAGACCCAUCUUGGGUGCUUAGAAUUGGGGGUUCGUCUUGGGGACUCGCUGGAAUUUUGAUCAUGCUCAUGCUUGUGCUGUCAUGGCAAGAUUCAGUUCAACACUUCUUCUGGAGAUAGACAACUAAUUCAACCAUCUAUUACCUUUUUUCUUCUAUUGUCCUAUCCUAUCAUGGUAUUAUUGUUAGUUUAAUAAUGUAGUAAGUUGUGGAAGUAAAUGAAGUUUGAUAUUAUGAUUUACAUCCACAGUUGCCCAAGG